Messenger RNA from Cryptococcus deneoformans JEC21, 2012 nucleotides. RefSeq names its product hydrolase, putative. Gene Ontology annotation, molecular function: alpha-amylase activity. Gene Ontology annotation, biological process: oligosaccharide catabolic process. Bases 180 to 1955 code for a protein of 591 amino acids. The record is from RefSeq and is a predicted model, not a curated record. The transcript has 12 exons. NCBI's taxonomy places the organism in Eukaryota, Fungi, Basidiomycota, Tremellomycetes, Tremellales, Cryptococcaceae.
GACCCGUGAUCGACGCGAUAAAAAUCACUCGGCGGAUUGUCUUCGGGGUAACUCCGGGCGUUGUCGUUGGGGAAGUCCCACAUAUAAUUACUUAUAAAUACGCGACUUUGAGUCGAGGAAAGCGCCCCAUCACCUGCAUUUACCUCCUCUCUCAUCCUUUCAUACGCUAUCGCCCCCAGAUGAUUCCCCCGCUCGACGACUCGUCCCUGGUGAAGGCCGCGGAUAAAGCCUGGUGGAAGUCAGCGACCGUCUAUCAAGUCUAUCCUGCAUCAUUCUGUGACCAUGCCGAUGCAGGCCACGGCACCCUCCUCGGCAUCCUCACCAAGGUGGACUACCUGCAAUCACUGGGAGUCGACAUCGUUUGGCUUUCUCCUAUAUACGAGUCCCCCCAGGCAGAUAUGGGCUAUGACAUUUCUAACUACCGUCAGAUCGAUAAGCGGUACGGCUCGCUUGAGGAUUGGGAUAGACUACUGGCUGCGCUUCACCAACGAGGCAUGAAACUUGUUAUGGACUUGGUUGUGAACCACACCUCAGAUCAGCACCCAUGGUUCAAAGAGUCGCGCAGUUCCCGAGACAAUCCCAAGAGGGAUUGGUACAUUUGGCGGCCACCUCGAUACAAUGAGAAGAACGAGAGGAUCCCCCCGAAUAACUGGAAAGGCACUUUCGGCCAGGGAUCAGCGUGGGAAUUCGACGAGACCACCAACGAGUACUACCUCCAUCUCUUCCUCAAGGAACAGCCCGACCUUAACUGGGAGAACCCUCAGGUCAGGGCCGAGGUUUAUGAUCUUAUGCACUGGUGGCUCAAGAGGGGUGCCGAUGGGUUCCGUAUGGACGUAAUCAACUUUAUCGCCAAGGCACCCGGUCUGCCAGAUGCGCCGGUCAUCGACCCGGGACGGACGUAUCAGUCGUUUGGGAUGAUGUCGAUAAACCGUCCAGAGGUGCAUGGAUGGCUGAAAGAAAUGAAUCGCGCGGUACUCUCACACUAUGAUUGCUUCGCCGUGGGAGAAUGUCCAGGUGACGAGGCCGUAGUGUCAUAUGCCCCUUAUUCUGUGCCCCACAAUAAGGAGCUACAGAUGGUCUUUCAUUUUCACCAUCAGAGCUUCGAUAGGGCGGCUGGCGGGCUGGGACGAGUUCACAAUCCUGAUUGGAAGCUGUCCGAGUUGAAAAGGGUCUUCAACACCUGGCAGAUCGAUCUUGAGAAUCACGACCAGCCUCGGAUCAUCUCCCGGAUGGCAUCUGACCAUCCUUCGGACAGGGCACGGUGUGCGAAGCUAUUGGCGAUGUUCCAUUGCUCCCUUGGCGGUACAAUAUACGUUUAUCAAGGGCAGGAGCUCGGGAUGAUCAAUGUUCCGCGUGGCUGGGGACUGGUGGAGUACAAAGAUGUCGAGACUAUUCAAAACUCUGAGGCCGAGGUGCAGCAUCGACAAGUGAUAUGCGGCCAUGCGAAUCCGGACAUAUCCGACUUGCUUGAGAGCAACCGCAUUACAGCUAGGGACAACGGUCGCACUCCCAUGCAGUGGGACUCAAGUCUGAAUGCCGGGUUCUCAAAGGGCGAGCCGUGGAUGCGUAUACACGAUGACUACCGCGAGGGCUGGAACGCUGCCGCUCAGGUUAAUGAUCCGGACUCGGCAUGGUCUUUCUGGAAGCAGAUGCUCCGCCUGAGAAAGAAGUACGACGCCAUGAUAUACGGCGACUUCAUCGCGCUGGACGAGUCGAACGAGGAAACUUACGCAUAUAUCCGCGAGCACCCUCCGAGCGGGCAGAAGCUCCUCGUCGUCCUCAAUCUUUCCCGCGGAAAUGACGGUCGUGGUGCACCCUCGACUUUUGUGCUCCCAUGCGGGCUCGAUACAAGCGGCAGCAAGCUAUUGAUCUCUAAUGGCGAGGUACAAGAGGGCCAGCGAAUCGAGGGGAAUAUACUUUUGGGCCCAUGGGAAGGCAGGAUCUACCUCUUAUGACGAACCUAUCAUUAUUCAAUAGAGCUGCAUCAUGAAGCAUGAAUCUCGUAAUUUCCG